Molecule: messenger RNA, 891 nt
Organism: Colletotrichum truncatum
Lineage: Eukaryota; Fungi; Ascomycota; Sordariomycetes; Glomerellales; Glomerellaceae
Source: RefSeq, a predicted model, not a curated record
AUGUCAUCGUGGUACUCGAGGAUCCUCACCAACACUACCUCCCAGAUCUCGAGCUUGCAGAGCCGACUUCUGCAGAGCGAAAAUGACGGCGACACCGAAGAUGACACCCACGUUUGCAGAGUGCUGAGGGCCUACUACACCGAGAAGGGGCGUACGUUUCCGGGCUGGUUGCCGCCCGACCCCAAGGCACCACCACCAGCAGCUCCCGUCUAUGCCCAACCGGCCCAAGUAGGAUCGCGAUACGGCGGGCUCAACCAGCAGCAGCAGCCCGGGCCCAGCACGGGACUCAGCUCUCUCUGGGACAGCAAUGCCGGGGCGCAACCCAGGCAGGACGCAGUGAGCCUUCGACAAGGUCGCGGUGCCCCUCCGCCAAUGCGAGGCGCCGAACAACAACCGGCGCGAAUGAGCCCAUUCGCUCGGGGUGGAGAUAGUGGACGAGAUGACGUGCAGGCCCGGCCUUUGCCUAGCCAACGGGCGGGCAGCUAUCAGUCAAGCGCGGCAUACGGAAGAGAAGCAGCGAACACACCGCCUGGCAGCUCGGCCGGCGGAUCAGCUGGCGGAUCUGCACAAGAUCGACUUAAGCAGCGACUCUGGGGAGGUGCGAGAACGACGAGCCCAGCGUCUGGAGGCAAUCAAGGGCCCUUUCAACCCCCAGGUAGGGGAGGCGGCGGUUCUGGUGACUACGAAGAGCGUUUUGCCCCUGGUGGAAUGUACGAUGGAGGAAGAGGCGGCGGCGGCGGCGGCGGGGAUAGGCCGUUCAUGUCAGCUAACUCUCCAUGGUCGACCAGCGAGGCUGACUAUGGCGGUGGCGGCGGUGGUGGGGGGCGGCCAACAGGACUGCCUAGCGGUCCAAGGCGGACAGGACUUCCAAGCGGUCCUCGGAUGAGAUAA